AUGCUUAUUAAUUUCAUUAUUUUCAUAUUAACGGAUUACCGGACCUCAAAUGCAGAUACCCUGAUCAUUCCAGAUGGAACAUCUCAAAUAAAUUACGACCAAUUUGCAAAUCGGGAUGAUUUCAUAGCAAUAACUUUUCCAAAAUCGUUAAAAUCCAUUGGUAAGAAUUCAUUUUAUAACUGUACAAGUUUACAAAGCCUUGAAUUACCUCCAAACAUAGAAGUUAUUUCAAAGUAUUCAUUUGCGCUUUGUACAAGCUUAAAAGUAGUCACAUUUAGUUCAACUAUUACAACUAUUUUAGACCAUUCGUUCUACAACUGUUAUAAUCUUGAAACGAUAAUUUUUCCUUCUUCGAUUUCAGAAAUUGCUGACUAUACAUUUUACAAUUGCGAAAACCUAGGUCAUAUAUCUUUUCCAAAUACAAUUAGUCAAAUUGGAUCAUAUGCAUUUUUUAAUUGCUCAAAAUUAACUUUUGAUUCAUUACCAAAAUCUCUAAUCGAGAUUAGAAAUGAUGCGUUUAAGUAUUGUUAUAGUAUUGAAAGCCUUGAAAUACCAGAAAAACUAGUAACCAUUUCAUGGGAAUCUUUUGCGUACUGUGAAAAUUUGAAAAGUGUAAAAUUUCAAUCAAAAAAUGUCGAAAUUGCCGAUAGAUCAUUUCAGAAUUGUACAAGUCUCAAAACUGUUCAAUUUCCUUCAUCAUUGAAUAUGAUUGGCGAAAACGCUUUUUCCAUGUGCAUUAAUCUCGGUAAAGUUUCUUUCCCAGAUACAUUACAACAUAUAAGAAAGCAAGCAUUUUAUCAUUGUUUCAAAUUAACAUUUGAUUCAUUUCCAGAAGGCAUUAAAAUUAUUCGUGAAGAAGCGUUCCAGGAAUGUAACAGUAUAACCAAUUUAACUUUUCCAACAUGCUUAGUUUCGGUUGGUAAAUGCUGUUUUGCAAAUUGCGCUCUUUUAGAAAGAAUAGAGUUUUUAUAUACUACAAUAGAACACAAUGCAUUUUCGAUGUGUCAUAAACUAUUUGAAGUUAAACUCCCUUCAAAUCUUAAAGUAAUUAAUGAAUUCACAUUUAAAGAAGAUAUUUCAUUGAAAUCGAUUUAUAUUCCAGAAUCAGUUUAUCAAAUUGGACAAGGAGCUUUUCGAGAUUGUAUUAAUUUGAUCGACAUUAAUCUUCCAAAGGGUCUCAAUAAAACCGAAAAAUACGCAUUCACAAACUGUUCUUCAUUAGAAAAAUCAGAUUUCCAGAGAGUUUGGUCAUUAUUGAAGAACAUGCAUUAG
Messenger RNA from Trichomonas vaginalis G3, 1272 nucleotides. Its product is annotated as surface antigen family. Bases 1 to 1272 code for a protein of 423 amino acids. The transcript has a single exon. The record is from RefSeq and is a predicted model, not a curated record. Lineage: Eukaryota; Parabasalia; Trichomonadida; Trichomonadidae.